Molecule: messenger RNA, 1947 nt
Organism: Telopea speciosissima
Lineage: Eukaryota; Viridiplantae; Streptophyta; Magnoliopsida; Proteales; Proteaceae
Product: NADH dehydrogenase [ubiquinone] flavoprotein 1, mitochondrial
Exons: 3
Coding region: 148-1611 (487 amino acids)
Biological process (GO): mitochondrial electron transport, NADH to ubiquinone
Molecular function (GO): 4 iron, 4 sulfur cluster binding; FMN binding; NADH dehydrogenase (ubiquinone) activity
Source: RefSeq, a predicted model, not a curated record
UCAAUUUGGUAUCCGCGACUGUGGGGGCCUUCACGCUCUCGGGAAACCGGUGCUUUUAUCUAAUGUGGAUCCGUGAAGACGCCAUUAGAGCAGCUUAGAAGGCUCGAUUCUUCAGAUCAAAGGAGAGAAGCUUUUCAUUGACGAUUCAUGGCACCCAUCAAGAACAUUCUCUCUCUCUCAAGGACAGCGAAAGUAUGUCGGUACAGUGAGAAGUGGGACUCAGUUUGCAGAUCAUUCAGCACUCAGGGUGCAACUACCUCGAGUACUCCACAACCUCCACCACCACCCCCACCUCCUGAGAAAACCCAUUUUGGUGGCCUGAAGGAUGAGGACCGCAUCUUCACCAACCUCUAUGGAUUGCAUGACCCUUUCCUCAAAGGUGCCAUGAAGCGGGGAGAUUGGUAUAGGACCAAAGACAUUGUACUUAAGGGUACUGACUGGAUUGUCAACGAAAUGAAGAAAUCUGGUCUUCGUGGCCGUGGUGGAGCUGGUUUUCCAUCUGGUCUCAAGUGGUCCUUUAUGCCAAAGGUCUCUGAUGGCCGCCCUUCUUAUCUUGUUGUUAAUGCUGAUGAGAGUGAACCUGGGACUUGCAAGGAUAGGGAGAUAAUGCGUCAUGACCCACACAAGCUACUAGAGGGUUGCUUAAUUGCUGGGGUAGGCAUGCGAGCCUCUGCUGCUUACAUCUACAUAAGGGGAGAGUAUGUAAACGAGCGUUUAAACCUUGAGAAGGCCAGGAAAGAGGCUUAUCAAGCUGGACUUUUGGGAAAGAAUGCAUGUGGGUCUGGUUAUGAUUUUGACGUUCAUAUCCACUAUGGAGCUGGUGCAUACAUUUGUGGUGAAGAGACAGCACUCUUAGAGAGCCUUGAAGGGAAACAAGGGAAGCCCAGGCUAAAGCCUCCUUUCCCAGCUAAUGCGGGGUUAUAUGGCUGCCCAACAACUGUUACAAAUGUUGAAACUGUGGCUGUUUCCCCUACCAUUCUUAGGCGGGGACCUGAGUGGUUUGCUAGUUUUGGUCGGAAAAACAAUGCAGGUACAAAGUUAUAUUGUGUUUCAGGUCACGUGAACAAACCCUGCACAGUAGAAGAGGAAAUGAGUAUUCCUUUGAAGGAGCUGAUUGAGAGGCAUUGUGGUGGAGUUAGGGGUGGAUGGGACAAUUUGCUUGCAAUAAUACCUGGGGGUUCAUCUGUUCCACUGAUUCCCAAGCACAUAUGUGAUGACGUCUUGAUGGAUUAUGAUGCACUCAAGGCUGUUCAGACAGGUUUGGGUACGGCAGCCGUGAUUGUGAUGGACAAGUCAACUGACAUUGUGGAUGCCAUUGCUAGGCUGUCUUACUUCUACAAGCAUGAAAGCUGUGGGCAGUGCACACCAUGCAGAGAAGGAACUGGAUGGCUGUGGAUGGUCAUGGAGAGGUUGAAGGUUGGGAAUGCAAAACUGGAGGAAAUAGACAUGCUUCAGGAAGUCACAAAACAAAUUGAGGGGCACACAAUUUGUGCCCUGGGAGAUGCUGCUGCUUGGCCAGUCCAGGGCCUCAUCAGGCAUUUCAGACCAGAGCUGGAGAGGAGGAUCAAGGAGCAUGCAGAGAGGGAGUUGCUCGAGGCUGCAGCUGCUUGAAUUAUCCCACCCAGGGAAACACCCUAUGUGGUGAGCAUUGUUGAAUAAACAGGUUGAAGGGACUCAAUAUCUCGAGAGAAGCAACUUUUUUCUGAUGUAUUACAACUGCUUAUUUUUGUGUGUUUAUAAUACUGUGAGAUUCAUCUUGGAAUUCUGCGACUAUUUACUUAAUCCAUCCCUCUUUCCUGCACCCUCUGAAGGGCUGGGAGCUGUAGUUCCUUCUACGCUUGUGCUGAAAAGGACCAUUAAUUUAGUCAUAUCUUUUUGAUAAUUCAGACCAUCUGAACAUGGUUAACAGGACUAAAGUAUGACAUUCUUGAAUUUUCGUUGGAGAAA